Messenger RNA from Ostrinia furnacalis (Asian corn borer), 663 nucleotides. RefSeq lists its product as uncharacterized. Lineage: Eukaryota; Metazoa; Arthropoda; Insecta; Lepidoptera; Crambidae. The record is from RefSeq and is a predicted model, not a curated record. Bases 1 to 663 code for a protein of 220 amino acids. The transcript is spliced from 2 exons.
AUGAACAGACCUGGUACCAGCUGUAGGGACGCGCGAGGGGGCGGCCGCAGCGAUGCGGAGCGCGAGUGGCGCGCGCGCUGUGACUGGGAGGCCGACGCCGCCCGCCUCGCUGGCAAGCUGCACGCGGCGCAGCGCGAGAUCACCAGACUCAAUAUCCGCUUGGUUGGCAUCGACAAGAUCUCACGCAACUGCAACAUCGAAAUACAAGCAGUGCCGGAGCGUAAAAACGAAAAUAUUUUGGCUGUGCUCAAGAAACUGAUUGAAGUUGUGAAGGCGCCGGUGGAGGAUGGCCAAAUUAGCGCUUGCCGCAGGGUGGCUAAAUUGAAUAAUGCCUCUUCCAGGCCACGUAAUAUAGUAGUAACCUUUUCCACCCCACGAAUAAGAGACCUGGUGUUGUCUGCAACCCAUAGAUACCACAAAACCCACACUGGUAAUGGUUUAAGAACUUCCGACCUAGAUAUUCCUGGUGAACCGUGUAGAAUCUACGUCACCGAGCACUUGUCCCCAGAGCAAAAGACAUUGCACGCGGCAACUAGAAAGACUGCAAAGGAACGUAACUACAAAUAUGUGUGGGUAAAAUAUGGACAGAUAUAUGUGCGCAAGGACGACUCAGCAGGUGCUAUUCUUAUCCACAACCUGGACUCCUUAGAUAAGUUACGCUAG